Molecule: messenger RNA, 3103 nt
Organism: Xiphophorus couchianus (Monterrey platyfish)
Lineage: Eukaryota; Metazoa; Chordata; Actinopteri; Cyprinodontiformes; Poeciliidae
Product: zinc finger protein 26-like
Exons: 3
Coding region: 576-2237 (553 amino acids)
Biological process (GO): regulation of transcription by RNA polymerase II
Cellular component (GO): nucleus
Molecular function (GO): DNA-binding transcription factor activity, RNA polymerase II-specific
Source: RefSeq, a predicted model, not a curated record
UAACUGCACGGCUCUGGAGAAAAUAAACUGAAAUACAGAGAAUAUUAUCAGGGAACUAGUUCUCACCGCGGAGGAAGCAGGACAUGCCCGGGUUUUGUUUACAUCUCGAUGGUUUGCUUUAUUCGUCACUGUUUGUGUUUUCGGGCUGUUUUGUUAGGAGUUGGAGUUUGGAGUUUAUUUCGGUCUUAAUGGGAUUAUUUUUGUUGUUUGGUGAUGUAAAACAUAGAAGAGAGUUACAGAAGGAGUGUAAUCUUGUAAUGUCUGCAUGAUUCUGGCCAUCUGUAGUUCAACUACCGCUUCGUCAGGACUCUUCUGUGAUUCCUGGUAUAAACAGCGCAGUGAACAAGUAUUUGUUGCUACCCUUUAUAAUUUCAGCUAAUCAAUCAAAUAAUAUCGAAAAUAACAAGAAUAAGUAAAACGUACAGUUAUAAAAUUAUUUUAUAGAGCUUUGGAACGUGACGUCACUGCUCUAGGCGUAGGGAUAUGAGCGCCAUCUUGUAUGGCCAUAAACACAACUGAGAGAAACGGCUGUCUCACAGAUAUUUUCAAUAUAAGUUACUUAAAAUUAUUUAGCAAUGGUUCAAACUUGCUGCGUUAUUGGCUGUAAUGUCCGAUCACACGACCGAAAAGGUAAAAAGAUGGAAAACGGACUUUCGUUUCACUGUUUUCCUGCGUGGAAACAACGCGAGGGGGCUAAGCUAUCGGAGCUAACAAAAAGGAGACGAAUGGCCUGGAUAUCAGCGGUGAGACGUCCUGAUAUCACGUUCUCCAACAUCCCAAGAUAUCUAAAAGUUUGCUCCAGACAUUUCCAUUCUGGCAAACCGGCCUAUGAAAUGUAUGAGCUCAAUCCUGACUGGUUUCCAACGCUGAAUCUGGGUCACUGCGAGGGAAAAGCCACAACAUCGGACCGACAUGCGCGUCAAUUAAAGAGGCCAUACAGCAGCGCAGCUGAAGGCCAGGCAGCAAAAACCAUGGUAGAUCAACAAGUUACAGAAUCACCAGAAGAGGUUUUCCACGGCAUCAUGUCUGUUACUUCAGAGGUUCCAGUUGAUGAUCUUCUCAUAAACAAAGAGAGACGAAUAAAAGAGGAAGAGGAGGAACCAGAACCACGGCAAAAUAAAGCAGAAAAAAUCCAGCUGUGGGUCGUUCAGGAUGACGGACAGCUCAUCUUAAAGCGGGAGACCAGCACCUCUACAGCAACUCGUGUUUAUGAGGAAAUGUGCCACAGUGAACCAGAACUGGAGCAGAUGAUGGAGACAAAAGAGGAACCAGAACCUGUAGAGAUUAAAAAGGAACCAGAAGAUCCAGAACCUGUGAGGAUUAAAGAGGAAGAGGAGGAUUGCAAUCAGGUUAAAUAUCAUCUUGUAGUGAAGGAAGAGCCUGAAUCCUUCAUGGUGACUCCAACUAAUGAUCAAAAUCACAACAGUGAACCAGAACCAGACAAGAACCAGCCUGAAGAUGGAAGCAACCAGAACGACUCAGGAUCCAGUAGAAAUCACGGCGACAAUGUGGACAAUUCAGAACUACAAGGGCAAGAAUCCGAUUUUCACCAGUGUAACAUUUGUGGUAAACGUUUCACUAAGCCUUACUACUUAACUGCUCACUUGAAAACCCACAUGAAGGAUAAGCCGUAUUGUAAAAUAUGUGAUAAAUAUUUUACCAGGCGAUCGUAUUUGACGGUUCACAUGAGGAACCACUCAGAUGGACCUGUACAGAAACUAUUUCCUUGUGAGCUUUGUGAAAAGUCUUUCAAACGGAGUAGUCAUUUAGCGUCUCACCUCAGAACUCACACAGGUGAAAAGCAGCUGCCUUGUAAUAUGUGUGAUAAAUCUUUUACAAAGAGAAGUAAUUUAUUAUCUCAUCUCAGAACUCACACAGGUGAACAACCAUAUCAUUGUGAGCUUUGCGAUAGAUCUUUUAAACAUGGUAGUAAUUUAUUGCGUCACCUCAGAACUCACACAGGGGAGAAGCCAUACCUUUGUGAACUGUGUGACAGAUCUUUCACACAGAAAGCCUGUUUAGACGAUCACCUGAGAACUCACACCCGGGAGAGACCGUUUAGUUGUGGGUCCUGUGAUAAAUCUUUCAUACAUCAUAGUGAUCUGACCUGCCAUAUGAGAAUUCACACAGGUGAGAAACCAUAUUCUUGUAAGCAGUGUGAUCAAACUUUCAGAUGGAGAAAAAGUUUAGUUCUUCACCUUAAAACUCAUACAGAUGCGACUGAUAAAAAGCCUUAGCUAGCUGCUGCUAAACAGUCAGUACUUGCUAACUCUGCUAAAGGUGUCCACCCCAUUACUCUUGUUUGUUCGUGAAGGAAUUAGCAUCAAUAUAAUAAUGUGAGGAAAAGUGAACAAACAGUGAAUCUGAUUGGAUCCAUGUAUAUAGUGUAGAAAAUAAUGUUAGAACAAAAUGAUCUUUGAUUCUUUUCCCAGUGGGAACAUUUCUGAGCAGCCUUAGAAAGAACCUGGUGGAACUGGUUUUUCAUCAGAACUCUGACAGUAGAGCACAUCACUCACACUGAUAUACACUUAAUGAUUUAUCCAAUUUUGGAACAGCUUUUCUAAAUCAAGGUUAAAAUCCCAUUUGUUUAGAAUUGUGUUUUAUUAAUACAAACUGGAAAAUGGAUUUAUUUGAGUUUUUAUUACAAUAUUUUGUGAUUUUGAUGAAGAUGUAUAAUGUUUGUUUUCAUUGUGUACAGAAUCCUGACCUGCCUUGUCUUUUCUUGCUUCAUGUUUAUUUGGGACUUAAAAUGGAGCUGAAUUUUUUUAGAGUAAAAAUAUUUGUGUCCAAUCUGUCUGCUUAAUUUUUUCUUUUUUUCUUCUAGUGAGGAGAAACUAUAGCAAAAGUUCUUACAAAUAUUUUUAAAAUCAGUGAUUUUGAUUGCAAAAAAUUACAAAAAGAAUUGUAAAAUCCAAAAGACACUGAUUAUAAUUUAUCACUGCUUUCUGUCUUUCCUUUGUUGCAGUGGUUGGACCAGAUUGUAGCACAAUUAAUUACAGAUACACAUUAAUAUGUUAUGGAUGUAUACUUCUUGUACUAUGGAUUUUUUGCAGAAUUUAAAAACCUAAUCCAGAGCAGUAAUAAACAUCCAUUUUUAGCUGGA